CUCCAACAUCAGUCAGGAUGCAAGCCCUCCGACGCUUGCUGCACUUGCUACAAGCAUCCGACCCUGCUCUCGUGCAGCCUUCUGUCUGCCUGUCUGUUCGAAAAUCAUGACCAAGAACUUGCGGUCAUGUCCGGUGAGGAUCCAUACAGCUCACGCACGUGCGCCGGGCGGCAAUUGACAUGGUCCUCACGAUAACGACGCAAGAGCUCCUUGCGUCUAAUUCGGGCACGCUGAGUGGCUCGCCGCAACUUUCACCCUGGAGAGGACGCUAGUUUCUGCAAUGAAGUUGUCAGCCAGGUCGUUAGCGGCGGGAACGUGCGUCUACCUCGCCGUCAGUGACGAGCCCACUCACGGACACCGAGACAUGGUGCGGGGCGCGAUAGGGUUAUAACGAGGACACGAUGGAAUGGCCUGCUUUCAUCCGCUGACGAUGAUGCUCACACUGGUGCUAGCUGCGCGCCUCGCGGCCGCUGUCCCGUUCAAGAAUGAGUCGUACCCACUCACGACUGUGCCGGGCGAACGCCCUUGGAACCCUAUCGAGCCGCUGCAGCAACGCUUGGCGUACAUCAACGCGACGGCCAUGGCCGUCAGCUGGAACACGUACACCUCACUCCCGGACGAGGAAGCGGUGGUGUACUUCGGAACGGAUGCGUGGGAGCUCGACCGCACCGCGCCGUCGCGGCAGAGCACCUUUGAGACGUCCCGCACGUUCAGCCAUCACGCAAUCCUUUCGGGGCUCGAGCCGGGCACCGAAUAUCACUAUCGCGUAGCACACACGAACUGCUUCGGGUGCAGCACGAUUCCGACGUACUCGUUCACUACUGCGCUCCCGGCCGGCGACUGCACGCCUUACGCUGUCGCGAUCGUCGCAGACAUGGGCCUCAUGGGACCCGACGGGCUUACAAACUCGACCGGCAAGGGGGCCGGCGGCGCGUUACUGGACAACGAGACGAACACUAUCCAGAGUAUGGUGCAGAGCCUGGACGCUUACGAGCACAUUGUGCAUAUUGGCGAUCUGGCGUACGCGGACUACUUCCUUAAGGCGUCGACGCAGGGCUUCUACGGCGCGGACAACGUGCUGACGAAUGCAACCUCAAUUGUGGAGAACUAUGAGCGUCUCAACGAGGCGUGGUACGACCAAAUCACUCCACUUACCUCGCAGCGGCCGUACAUGGUCGCCGUGGGCAACCAUGAGAGCAACUGCAACAACGGCGGAGUCAAAGACAAGGUCAACAACAUCAGCUACACGGCGCAGAUCUGCAUGCCCGGCCAGACGAACUUCACCGCGUACGCGGAGCACUGGAAUAUGCCUGGGCGCCCCGGCCCGAGCCAGAACUUCUGGUACUCGUACGACGUGGGCAUGGUGCACUAUGUCGUCCUGAGUUUCGAGACAGACCUGGGCGAGGGUCUGUACGGGCCGGACGAGGUCGGUGGGACUGGCAAGCAGAUGAGUGGGCCGCGCGGGAAGACCGGCGAGCAGAUCGAGUGGCUGCGCCAGGACCUUGCCAAAGUCGACCGCAAGAAGACCCCAUGGGUGCUCGCGUUCGGUCACCGGCCGUGGUACGUCGGCAUCGCCGACGCGGUCUGUGAGCCGUGCCGCCUAGCCUUCGAGGGCAUCUUGUACGAGAACAAUGUCGAUCUCGUCCUCACCGGCCACGACCACGUUUACUCCCGCUCCGUUCCCAUGUUCAACCACACCGCUGACCCCGCGGGGUACGACAACCCCCGGGCGCCGACGUACAUCACCAACGGACUCGGCGGACACUAUGACGGUCUUGACGUUCUCGACUCGCCCCUCCCAGCGAAUGUCGCGCACGGUAUAGACGGCGUGUACGGCUGGUCGCGGCUCACGUUUGCCAACGCCACACACAUGCGGCACGAGUUUGUUGCAGCGCGCAACUCAAGUGUGCUUGACGAGUUCUGGCUUGUGCGCGCCCGCGAAGAGGGCACGUGUGUCGACGGCGAAGAGGGACAUACAGGCAAAGAUAACGGCAAGGGCCAUGGCAAGGGCGGGAAAAAGGACAAGCGCGAUGUUCUCGCACGUCUGGACGAGUAAUAUACAAUUAUGGUCAUGCUACAUAUAUCAAGAGAA
Messenger RNA from Cutaneotrichosporon oleaginosum, 2092 nucleotides. RefSeq lists its product as uncharacterized. The record is from RefSeq and is a predicted model, not a curated record. Lineage: Eukaryota; Fungi; Basidiomycota; Tremellomycetes; Trichosporonales; Trichosporonaceae. Gene Ontology annotation, molecular function: acid phosphatase activity; protein binding; metal ion binding.